Molecule: messenger RNA, 4427 nt
Organism: Chelonia mydas (Green sea turtle)
Lineage: Eukaryota; Metazoa; Chordata; Testudines; Cheloniidae
Product: leucine-rich repeat and fibronectin type III domain-containing protein 1
Exons: 3
Coding region: 634-2835 (733 amino acids)
Molecular function (GO): protein binding
Source: RefSeq, a predicted model, not a curated record
GGGGAGCGGGGGCUGCGAGGCGACCCGAUCCUGCCGUGCGCCCUGGCCUCUCCGCCCGGCUCCGGGGAGGCGCGUCCCCUUUGCGCUCCGCCUCCCCCUCCUCCUUCGCUCCAGCCCAGCCCCGGCUCUGCGGGCCGGGAGAAGCCAAGGAAGGAGCCGCGGACGGCGGCGGAUCGCCCCCCCCCCCACACACCCCUUCUUGAUCCGGAUCGCCGGGGAACCGAGCCGGGCCAAAGCCCUCCACCCCGCCUCUCCAAAGCGCACGGUCAUCCGGGGCAGCCCCAGCUCAGGCGGGAGUCGGGGCCCAGCCAGCCCUUCGCCCAACCCCUCCUCCUCCCCCCCCCCCCCCCCCCGAGCCUUCCCUUUGCGGAUCCAGCCCCGAGACCUGCUUUUGUUUGUGGAUUUCUCCGAUGGAGCCUGCAGGGGACCGGCCUGGUGGGGCCCCUUGAACGCCCCCCCUCCCCGCCCCCGCUCCGAGCAGGGCGCACGGAGCCCUCUGGAUCCAUCCGGCAUCCCUGGGGGGCGGGGGAGGGGGAGAGAGAAAAAAAUCCAGGAUGGCGCCUCCCCUAGGCUGAGCGAGCCCCGCUGCUCCCCGAAAAGAGCCCGGGCAGGGAGGAAGCAAGGGCCAGUACCAUGGAAAAACUCCUCCUGCCCCUUUUGAUGCUCGGCACCAUGGCGAAGGGUCAGCACUGCCCCGGCCGCUGCAUCUGCCAGAACAUCUCGCCCACCCUGACCAUGCUGUGCGCCAAGACGGGGCUGCUCUUCGUGCCGCCAUCCAUCGACCGGCGCACGGUGGAGCUGCGGCUGACGGACAAUUUCAUCACCAUCAUCCGGCGCAAGGAUUUCUCCAACAUGACCAACCUGGUGCACCUGACCCUCUCCCGGAACACCAUCAGCCAGGUGAUGCCCUACGCCUUCUCUGACCUGCGGGCCUUGCGCGCCUUGCAUAUGAACAGCAACCGGCUGGCCUCCCUCCGCAACGAGCACUUCAAAGGCCUGGGCAACCUCCGGCACCUCAUCCUGGGCAACAACCAGAUCAGCAACAUCCAGCCGGCCUCCUUCGACGAGUUCCUGGCCACCGUGGAAGACCUGGAUUUGUCCUAUAACAACCUGGAGACGCUGCCGUGGGAGGCCAUCGGGCAGAUGGUCAGUCUGAACACCCUGACCCUGGAUCACAACCUCAUCGACCAUAUCGCCGAGGGCACCUUCUCCCAGCUCCACAAGCUGGUGCGUUUGGACAUGACCUCCAACAGGCUGCAGAAGCUGCCCCCGGACAACCUCUUCCUCCGGGCUCAGGUGCUGGCGAACGUCCGGGGCUCCCACCCGUCCACCUUGACCAUCAGCUUCGGAGGCAACCCCUUGCAUUGCAACUGCGAGCUGCUCUGGCUCCGGCGCCUGACGCGGGAGGACGACCUGGAGACCUGCGCCUCUCCCGAGCACCUGAUGGAUAAGUACUUCUGGUCCAUCCCCGAGGAGGAGUUCAUCUGCGAGCAGCCCCUCAUCACGCGCCAGUACUCCUCCAAGGCCUUCAUCAUGGAGGGCCAGGGAGUCAGCCUCAAGUGCAAGGCGGUGGGAGACCCCGACCCCUCCAUCCACUGGAUCGCGCCCGACGGCAAGAUGAUCCACAACACCACCCGCGCCACGGUCUACGACAACGGCACACUGGAGGUGCACAUCACCACGCUCAAGGACAACGGGGUCUUCACCUGCAUCGCCUCCAAUGCCGCCGGAGAAGCCACCGCCCCCGUGGAGGUCUGCAUCGUGCCGCUGCCGUUGCUGGUCAACAACACGGGCCACAUGAAGGAGCCCGACCCCGGCUCGUCCGACAUCACCACCUCCGCCAAGUCGGGUGCCAACGACACCAAGAACCACCUGGAGAAGAAGAUUGUGGCGGCUGAGCUCACCUCCACCUCGGUGGUGAUCCACUGGCCCUCGGAGCGGCACAUUCCCGGCAUCCGCAUGUACCAGAUUCAGUAUAACAGCUCCCUGGAUGACUCGCUGGUGUACAGGAUGAUCCCCCCGUCCAGCCGGGCCUUCCUGGUGAACGACCUGGCGGCGGGGCGGGCCUACGACCUGUGUGUGCUGGCCGUCUACGACGACGGGGUGACGGCGCUGACGGCCACCAGGGUGGUGGGCUGCGUCCAGUUCACCACGGAGGGCGAGACGGCCCAGUGCCACGCCCUGCACACCCAGUUCCUGGGCGGCACCAUGAUCAUCAUCAUCGGCGGGAUCAUCGUCGCCUCCGUCCUGGUCUUCAUCAUCAUCCUCAUGAUCCGCUACAAGGUCCACGGCGGGCACGAGGGGCCCAAGAAAGCCAAGGUCAGCAACGUCUACUCCCAGACCAACGGCGGGCAGCCCCCGGCCUCCAAGCCCGCCGAGGACAAAUACGAGACCUUCCAGGAGGCGAGGCCUAAGGAGGCGGGGCCUAUGGAGGCGGAGCCCAAGAAGGACACGCCCGUCACCCCCGAACCGGACAAGAGAGACCCCAAGCCAGGUGCAGACCUCCAGACUGUGGCCCUGCUGUCCUCGGAGGAGGGCCAGCCCGAAAGCAGCGUGACCAGCUCCUUGGGUCUCCUCCGGGACAGUGGGCCGGGCGGCCAACACCGGGCCACGCUGGGCAGCGUGGGCCUCUUUCCCCGGGAGCUGUCGAGGACUCACCACCACCGUCACUCCUUCGACGGGGACUAUUCUCUGUUUCAGAGCCACAGCUACCCGCGCCGGGCACGGACAAAACGGCACAUGUCCACGUCCCAGCUGAACGCGGAGGGCUGCCCGCUGAGCCAACGCCGGGUCACCUUCAGCAGCACCGAGUGGAUGCUGGAGAGCACCGUCUGAGACGGGCCCCGGGGCGGGCUGCGGGGGUGGCAAUUUCGUCGGGCCCACGGGGCGCACGACCAGUUCCCCGGGGGCUUGGAGGGGACGGCUCCGGUUUCACCCACCCGCCCCAGACGGGGGUCCUGCGCCGAUCCCGCCGACGCCGGCUCUCUUCCGCUGCGGUGCCUUAAAGAGCGGAGACGGAGGACAGAGACUGAAAACGCCACCCGACGGACGGAGCGAACGCAAGCAUUUGGGCAAGGAGGGGACUGCCCGGCUGCAGGGAGAGGAAGGGGCGUGGGGGGGCUACGGGAUGAGUUUCCAGAGACCCCCUCCACCCCAUCUGCACCGGGCGGCACGGGAAGGACAGAGCAGGACUAGCAAAGACACAUGCACAGAUGACACGAAAUUACAAAGAUCCUUUUACCUUGAGUAAAUCUUUAUGCAUUAAUAACUGUCCGGGAUGGGGGACGGAGCAGAGUUUAGUUGCAAAAUAAACCUAUUUCCCCCUGCCCCCGCAAGUGUUUCUGGGAAGGGGGCGACAGGCACCUGCUCCCCGAUACAGACUGUGGGGGGCCUAUUUAUUGUAUCUGGCUGGUCUAGAUCAUUUUCUGUGUUCAGUGUAUUCAGUAUCGAAAAAGUCAUCGCCCUUUUCCCUGUUAUUCCAAACUGUACCCUACUCUAGCAAACUCCCCCCUACACCCCGUGCCCUCCCCUUCCAUCCAUCCCAGCCCCCCAGCAGUACCCCAUUCCCCCACCAUCCCCCCACAACCUGCCCAACCCCCAGAGCCAUCCCCCACCAUCUCUCCCAGGCCCCCAGCAGUACCCCAUUCCCCAUCCUUCCCCCAACCUCCCCAGCUGUACCCCAUCCCCCAUCCAUCCCCCACCCCCACAGCUGUACCCCAUUCCUCUCCAUCCACCCAUCCCCCACAGUGGUACCCCAUUCCCCAUCCUUCCCCCAACCUCCCCAGCUGUACCCAAUUCCCCAUCCAUCCACCCAGCCCCCCCAGUGGUACCCCAUUCAUCAUCCUUUUCCCAACCUCCCCAGCUGUACCCCAUUCCUCAUCCAUCCCCCCACCCCCACAGCUGUACCCCAUUCCUUUCCAUCCCCCCAUCCCCCACAGUGGUACCCCAUUCCCCAUCCUUCCCCCAGCCUCCCCAGCUGUACCCCAUUCCUUUCCAUCCCCCCAUCCCCCACAGUGGUACCCCAUUCCCAUCCUUCCCCCAGCCUCCCCAGCUGUACCCCAUUCCUUUCCAUCCCCCCAUCCCCCACAGUGGUACCCCAUUCCCCAUCCUUCCCCCAGCCUCCCCAGCUGUACCCCAUUCACUUCCAUGCACCCAGCUCCCACAGCUGUACCCCAUUCCCCAUCCAUCCCCCCACCCCCUCCACCGUACCCCAUUUCCCAUCAUCCUUCCCCCAUCAUGACUUUUUAAAAGGAAAACGCUGUUUGAGUACCGAACACAAGUUUUUACAUUAAAAACCUGUGCCCUCUGCCCCCGAACCUCCUUAUUUCCUCAUCCCCCCCCCCGAUCCCUCUCCCCCCCACUGUCCCCUUUUGGGGCAUGGCCCCCCCUUUUCAGGAGGUGAUUAAAACCUUUUAUGUGUGAACUGC